This is a messenger RNA of Scutellospora calospora, 1227 nucleotides long. The record is from the annotation of a GenBank genome assembly. Lineage: Eukaryota; Fungi; Glomeromycota; Glomeromycetes; Diversisporales; Gigasporaceae.
AUGUCUUUCUCAAAACUUCACGAGUAUGAUAUCAAAACUUGUUAUAGUUGCCAAAAAUGCCUUUUUUGCUUUAAAGAUUUAAAAGAUAAUUUUUGCGCCUGUGAUUUAACUAAAAAACCAUCUCGUACUGAUACUUUUCCAAAUCGAACUAUUCGAGCUCAAGUUAAUUGGCUAAAAGAAUGUGAUAAAUUUUUUGGAUAUGAAAGCGACUUUAAUAAAAACUUCGACCUAACACUUUGUUCAGCAUGUAAUUCUAAACAUGAUCGGGGUAAAAGUUUAUAUUUAGAUGAUCAAAGUAAUAUAAGUAUUAGUGACCAAGAUGAUGAAAUAGAAAUUAUUAACUUAACUGAAUUAAAAGUAAUGCUUAUUAUUGAUACUAAAAAAACUAAUUUACCUCCAGGAAAAUGGCUAGUAUUUACAACAGAAGAAGUUAACAAUUUCUAUUCAUUUCAAUUAAGUUUAAAUUGUCAUAUACAAAAACAUUUAGAUAUUCAAUUUAUUAGUAAUGACGAUUAUGAGUUAUCUUACAAAACAAAUGGUCGAAAGCAAGCUAUGUUUAGUGAUAGUGAAAGUACAACAAAAAAAGAUUCCAAGAGUUCUAAAGGUUUCAAAAAAUUAAAAAUAAACCAUAUACCUAAAGAAGAAGAUUUGAAUGAAACUGAAUACAAUAAAGCACAACACCUUCAAUUAAAUUCUGCUCGAUUAUUAUUAUGGGCUCAUGAAAUUAUGAACCACUUAACGACAAUAGAUGUACUACCUACUUAUCUUGCAUUUGGAAUGGUUCAUUCUAUAAAACCAAAGAUUGAUGAUCAAACAAUUCAACAAACAACAACGCUACUAGGCUCAUAUCCUAAUAUGCUACCAGGCUCAUAUUCUUAUAUGCUACCAGGCUCAUAUCAUAUUCCACCAGGCUCAUACCCUUAUAUGCCACUAGGCCCUUAUCCUUACAUGCAACCAGGAUCUUAUCCUUAUACAACUCCUAUCUCAUCAUAUCAUCAAACUCCCCAAACUGCUUCUAAAUGCAAUAUUUCAUUAAAUAAAUUUUUUACUGAAUUAGAUAAAGUUUAUAAUGGUAAUGGAAUAUAUACUUCUUUAGAAAAAUCUUUUGAAGAGCAGGAUAUUAUGGUAAAUAGCAUUAAAGAUUUAACGGAUAAUCAACUGAUAGAGUUAGGGGUAUCUAAAGUUGGAUGGCUAAUAAAUAUAAGACGAGAGGCUCAAAAAUAUUGA